This is a messenger RNA of Rhodofomes roseus, 1111 nucleotides long. RefSeq lists its product as uncharacterized. The record is from RefSeq and is a predicted model, not a curated record. Lineage: Eukaryota; Fungi; Basidiomycota; Agaricomycetes; Polyporales; Fomitopsidaceae. Bases 88 to 870 code for a protein of 260 amino acids. The transcript is spliced from 10 exons.
AAGGACGUCGGUUAUAAGUGGUACGCGUCCAUGUGAACCCUGUUAUAUCUGCCCCUCGUUCCAUCCAGGCUGCGUGCAGACUCAAUUAUGGCAUUGUUAACUGCGAAUGAUGUAAAUUCGUUGAUCGCAAGCCAAUACCUUUCGGGAGCCGCAGUCACACUUACACUGUACGACCACAUCCUCAUCAUAGGGGAAAUUGCACUAGUAUGGCGACACAAGCGGUCCGCCCUUUCCGUCAUUGUCAUCCUUGACCUAUAUGCAAGACUUGGUAGUAUGCUGUUCAUAGCCUACGUGAACAGCGGGCUUUCCGCUAAUAUAACCACUCAAAUAUGCCGAGUGUUUAAUGACUAUGCUGUCACGUAUGGAUUACUGAGCAUGUGUUCGGUUCCAUUUGCACUGACGCUUCGCAUCUACAAACUAUGGGACAACAGAAAGAUGAUGACAUACGUGGUGAUAUGUGGAUUCGCGGUGAUCAAUGCAGUUGCAAUCGCAUUCUCAAUUGUCACAAAUAUUCAAACCUCUCGUAAGAUUCAGAGCUACAUAUCCUACAAAGGUAUCAGCAAUACUAAACUGGUCAUAGCCAAGGUGCAAUACAACAGUUCAUUUCGAAUGUGCACUCUUCCGGAUAAGCCCGUGUUUUUUAUUGGUGCUUACGCGGGAUCGCUAGCAUCCCAUGUCUACGUGCUCGUGUUAGUAUUGAUUCAUGCCCUGAGCAAUCCUCGCAGAAGUGAUGCCGAGCUGUUUCAUAAUCUAUACCGCGACGGCAUUCUAACAUUGUUGAUGUUCAUUGCACUGGAGCUUGCACGACUUAUACCGGCAAUUGUCGGAGGAGUUUGUAUUCAUCGCCCCGUACCACGCACAAACAGCUAAAUCAUUCUUGUCAGGCUGCGCAGAUACUGCUUACGCCUUUGAUAACAUGGGCCAUUGACGGUGUCAUGAGCUUCCGUCUGUACCUGACAUUGACGGAGAUCGAGAGCAACAGUCGCAAAGGGCAGUGGGUUCGAAGAACAGUGAACGUGACACACCAACAUGAAGUACUUGUUUUCCAGGAAGUAGAGAUGGAGCUCAUAUAACGCGCAAUGCAAGUUGACUCAGCGUGGAAAUAUCACUG